CAAUUUCUCUUCAAAUCAAAUUUAAAAAGAGUUGCUGUUUAGUUUUCCGCUAUUUCGAAUAAAUUAUUCAAUAAUUUAUUUAAAAAACUGUUCUAUAAUAGAUAGCCAAAAUGCUUUCUAAGGAAUAUCUCGAUAGCUGGAAUGAAUUGUGUGCUGAAUGUAAAAUGGUUGAAUCGCAUUUGGCGAAUCCUACGAAAGAGUGGCUUACUAAAGUGCUUGUAAGCUAUUUAAGGAUGUUUGGAUACCGUGUUGAAACUCCAUGUUCUGAAGAAGGUUCACGUGAGAAGAGGAUAUUCUUGAUAAAAUUAGUACGAUACAUCGACCAUAUUUAUAAAAUCAGUGAUAAAUCAUUUACAUUCACAUAUUAUGACUUGCUGAAGCCAACUACCAAAAAGACAUCACAUAUGUUGGGGAUUCUACUGAACUAUCUUUAUUAUAUGAAUAUGUUUAAAACAAAUGUCUUUAAAAUGGCUAUGGAUAGAUUAGCCGAACGGCAGGAAUUGGUGGACCAGAUUAAGUACACCAUUGAAGAAAAUCGUAAAAGGCACAAUAAGGCAGAGAAGAUGCACGAAGAGUUAGCAUAUCUUUCGAAUCAAAUUCCACUGCAAAAAAAUCUAUUAAAAUCGGUUAAUUCUGAAUUAAAUAAACGCGAAGGAGAGUUGCAACAAAUUAGCUGUGGCAUAAAAGACUUAACAACAAAAGUUGAUGAACUCAAAGGUCAAAUACGUAAUCUCAAACGUCUUAUCGUGCCUGAAGACGAAGGACUGGAAUUACAAAAACAACUGGUUAAAAUCCAAGAAAAUAUUGCUGUUUACGAAAGUCAGACACGAAAUGCCGAAAACAAUCUGAAAACCCACAUUUCAGAUAACAACAGAUUGCAGGAGAUACUAAAACAAGUUGAGACUGCUAAAGAGAUAUUAACGUCAGAUUUUGUAGACGGUUUUAACAACGCAUUAAAGAGUAAUUUAAAUGCUGAAACAAAAGUUGCAAGUUGUGAAAAGGAAAUGGCGCAACUAACGCAAACCAACAUUCAACACCAAAAAACUUUGGAAAGCUUGCAAGAAAAAACAAAAAUCGAACAACAACAAUAUGAUGAGGAGAAGCAAAAACGUCACAUGUCAAUAAUGGCCAAAAAUAAGGAAUGUGAUGUACUAGCCGCUAAGGCGGACAAAAUAAAAACUGAGGUAGGGGCUGUGGAAAAUUCUAUAAAUGAACAACAAGAUAUAUAUUCAUUUAUACAACAUAACAUUGACAUAUUAAUGGAAAAGUACAAAUGAAUAUAUUUUAAAAGCAUGUUUACUGCUUUUGAAUUAAUAAUUAUUUACGUAAGAUAGAUUAUUUUUAUUACUUUAUAAGAGAUGUUACAAAUAAAUUUGCAUAUUAUUAUAAACCUAA
Messenger RNA from Zeugodacus cucurbitae (melon fly), 1395 nucleotides. RefSeq lists its product as uncharacterized. NCBI's taxonomy places the organism in Eukaryota, Metazoa, Arthropoda, Insecta, Diptera, Tephritidae. The coding region runs from base 111 to 1277 and encodes 388 amino acids. The record is from RefSeq and is a predicted model, not a curated record. The transcript has 5 exons. Gene Ontology annotation, cellular component: Ndc80 complex; kinetochore.